GUGCGGGUGGGCCAUUGACAUACCAUAACUUGAGCAUAAUUAUAUACACAACCUAGGGGCAUAGUGAACUUGAAGAAGUCGCCUGGGUCGCUCUUACUUGACGAGCGAGCGUGUAGCGGGGCGUAGCGGUGUCCCUUGUGCAGUGGACCUGCUUUACUGCAUAUAUACUAUCCUUACGUAGUCAGCAGCUCGGAGACUGCAAAAUGGCGUGCCUGCAGCGGGCCGGCUCGGCCGGGAUUUCUCGCGCUGGUAGCGGCAGCCUGCUCGCCGCCCCUCCUUGCUCACGCCUGCAGCGUCGGGGAAGCAAGACCCUGCCGCUUAGCCGCGCGGGGUCUGCUUGCGCGGCGCUUCCGGAGGGUAGCAACACGACAACGCAGCCCUCUGGCGCUGCGCCCUCAGUGGACCCGUUCACUGCAGCUGGUCGUCGCCUCCAAACUCUGCUAUCUCGCGUCGGCGACGGCGAGGACGAGCUGCUGGACUCGCUGGUCGCCGCGGAGGCGCCCGAGUCCAAGCUGCAGACCAGCGUGGUGCUCGGCGGCGUUGUGACGGUGGGCGCGGUCGUCGUGACCUCGCUGCUGGGCAAGGACCCCUGGGGGGGCGCCGGCCUCAACGCCGACACGCUGGCGGCCGUGGGCACUGGCCUGGCGGCGGCGCUGCCGCUGGCCGCGCUGCGCAUGUGGAGCUGGACGCCCGCCGCCGCGCAGGCGGUGCCGGCGCUGCAGGACGUGCACGACGGCCAGCUGGAGCUGCAGAAGCCCUGGCUGAGCAGCAUGAGCCGCGCGCAGGUGGGCUGCAUGGUGGCGCUGGAGGUGCUGCCGCUCACGCUGCUGCUGUUCCCGGCGGGGCAGGCCGGCAUCAUGGCGGCGGUGGGCAUGUACGGACAGUUGCUGAGCGGCGCGGGCCUGGAGGGCCAGGACACCUACCUGGCGGCGCUGGCGCUGGUGCUGACGGCGCUGGGGUGCGGCGUGGGCCGCAGCCUGGACCUGUCCGUCAGCGCGGAGGAGUACGACCUGGUGGCCACGGCCAGCCAGAACGCGGACAGGUACUACCGCACCAUGGCCGCCGACGUGCACACCAGCCCAGCCGAGGCCGCACGCGCCGCCGAGGCGUUCCGCUUCGUGGCGGCCGCCUGGCUGCAGACGCGCGGCGAGGCGGCGGCGCUGGCGGGCGCCAUCACCGCCGCCGACGUGCUGGCGCAGGGCGGGCUAUGGUACGCCACCCACAACCUGGCGGCGCCCGCAAUCGCGGCGCUGGCGGUCAGCGCGGUGGACUACUGGCACAUGCACACCGCGGUGCUCAAGCGCGAGCGUCGCCUUACCGGCACCGGCGGCGGCAGCGGCCGCGCGUAGAGGGGGAGAGUCAGGCUGCGUGGUGGCUUCGCGCUUGGGGGCGGGUGGGUCAGACUUUGGUUGGGGCGCCGAGCCCCAGCCUGGCCCGGCCUGGCCCUGGCCCCUGCCUGGCGUGGCAUGGAGCGUACAUGGCGACAGCGCGGUGCGGCCGCAGCUGCGGCUGCGGCACUAGUUGACUCGGGGGCGGGCUACCGAUGUGCCCCGCCCUCCCGGGACAAGACAGCAUUGACGAUGGUGCCGCCCACGUGCGGCGUCCUAUGAGUGCGGGUGUGUGUCGUAACGUGUUUGGUAGAGAUAUGUGCCCGUGUUCUUUUUGGUGUGCCUUGCCUAAGUGAGUGUGUUGUCGGGUAACAUUACCUGGGUUUUUGGUUCGUUGCUUACCACCGUGUUUCAGGGAGCAAGUGCUUUCCUGUGAAGGACUCAAGCUAUAAACUUGGGGCACAGGCCGCAGCUGAGGCCGAGGUGCCCCAUCACUUAUGCACGUUUCCCCCCCGAUGAGCAGUGUAUGGGUUUCCCUAAUUUUCCUGCGGAGGCUUAAACAAUGGCGCAGCCGUUAUCAAAUUAUGUGGAUGAAAGUAUUUGCGCGUGCAAGUCGCGCUUUACGCGAGUGAGGCUGCCUUGCGCCCUGGUUGUUGGGGCCCGCAUCUAUAACGUGGCGUUUGUUCGGCCGGCGCUGAGCCUUGCCGCCAGUUGCUGUGGGAGUGCGGCAGGGCGCAUCGGUGCUGGAGCGCCACUUGAAUUCCGCAACCGAAAUGGCACUAUUUGCUGCGGGGGAGGAGAGGUUGGAGCGAUUAGGAGCGGCGAGUGCAUUCACAACAGGGCUGCGAGAGAUGGAGAACGAGAGGACUCGGAGAGGCCCCCCGCGCGCGCGUGUGUCUGCCGCGCGGGGCUGAGACUGGAGCGGUGAAGAACGCGGAAGACCAUGGAGGAAGGGCGCCAAGAAGGGCGCCGUCACCGAACUGUGUGGCAUGCAAUGCGAAGCCGGGCAACGGGUGCGGACGAUGCACGGCGCGGGAGGUGCACGGUUGAAAGAGGCAUGCUGCCGGCGCUGCCGCCAGGAAUAGGCUAGUACUGAUGUAGGCUGGGGGCAGGUACGCAUGUGCUGAUUAUGAUGUGCCAGAGUAUUAACUGAACUGCGCGCCCUGGCAAGGCGGUGCAGCUGCACAUGCCGCGUGCUUUUGGGGCCGCCGACGUUUUGACGGGAUACCUACAUCCGAUGGGUUAAGCGUAGGCAAGGUCCGAGGUCUUGCCGUAGAGUAGCACUCACUACAACCCAUUCAGGGAAUGGGAUGGAAUCCGUCAGUUGCAGGAUGCUACGUGUCACAAGGCAGGCAAGGAUAAAGAAGCGCAAGGUUGGAGACACGUUGUAAGUUGGAUUACAU
Chlamydomonas reinhardtii is the source of this 2731-nucleotide messenger RNA. RefSeq lists its product as uncharacterized. The coding region runs from base 204 to 1349 and encodes 381 amino acids. Lineage: Eukaryota; Viridiplantae; Chlorophyta; Chlorophyceae; Chlamydomonadales; Chlamydomonadaceae. The record is from RefSeq and is a predicted model, not a curated record. The transcript is spliced from 5 exons.